AGCAGUGUUCCACAGCAUGUUCGUCAGUGAGGAGAGGCCACUGCAGGCGAAGGACCUCUUCUCUCUAUUUGGAGUUGACUACUCUGUGCAGGGCAGCAACAAAAGAGCCAAAGAAAACAGCACAAUAUGCUACUGGCGUGACUGGCUCAUUGAUGUCAAAGAAGGAGAAUGCAGUCCAAUCACACUUGAGAAGGUACUGGAGUUUAGCUCUGGAGCCUCAAUGGUGCCUCCACUCGGAUUUCCACACCGUCCACAAAUUCACUUCAUCCACGAGGCCAACAGAGUGUUUCCAGAGGCCAACACCUGCCUCCUAAUCCUCCGCUUGCCCAUACAUAGUGAUUAUGAGGACUUCAGGAAAUACAUGAAGGAGGGCAUUCUGCAGGCCCCUACUUUUGGUGUUGUGUGAACAGUCUCUGAAAGCAACAGUUCACCUACAACAUGUGUCUAUGCAUUUAUGUUUUUCUUGCUACUGUUCCACUGUCACAUGUGACACAAAGAACUUCAUCAAAUACUGUUCCACCAAAAAAACUGUUGCUGUGCAGAGUUUUGCGAUGUUUGUCAAAGUUUUAAAUAUGAUUUCAAACAGGCAUUUUAUAAUGUUUACAAAAUUGACCAUGUUUACAUUAGGUACAACUUGUUGAGAGUUAAAAUUAAGUGUAGAACUGAACCGAAAUCAAUGGAUUGUUUAAACCUAGACCUGGGGUGUCAAACUCAUUUUCACUGAAGGCCACAUCAGCAUUAUGGUUGUCUUCAAAGGGCCAGUUGUAACUGUAAAGGCCCGAACAUACUCAGGCGGAACAUACGCGGAACGGACUCCGCGGAGGUCCACGCAAACUCAAAGC
Epinephelus lanceolatus (giant grouper) is the source of this 842-nucleotide messenger RNA. Lineage: Eukaryota; Metazoa; Chordata; Actinopteri; Perciformes; Serranidae. The record is from RefSeq and is a predicted model, not a curated record.